Glycine soja is the source of this 831-nucleotide messenger RNA. RefSeq lists its product as uncharacterized. Bases 1 to 831 code for a protein of 276 amino acids. The transcript has 2 exons. Lineage: Eukaryota; Viridiplantae; Streptophyta; Magnoliopsida; Fabales; Fabaceae. The record is from RefSeq and is a predicted model, not a curated record.
AUGGGGGAAGUAGAGGAAGUGCAGGAACAUAUGAAGGUCGACAUGUCAGUCCUGAAAAAUCAAAUGGCUUCCAUCAUGGAAGCCAUGCUAAGCAUGAGAAGGUUAAUCGAAAGUAACACAGCCACGGCUACCGCCACUAGCACCGCCACUGAGGCAGAUCUGGUCCUCCCAUCUGCAACCAAUCAAGCAAACCAACUCGCUCCGGAUAUGGUAGGACGAGGAAGAGACGCAUUGGGGAAUACCAGCGGCCUGCAUCGGGGGGACGCCGACAAAGAGCCUCGGGAGCAUGCUCAAUUGGACAUCGACUCAUACCCCCUAUUCACCACUAAGGGAUCGACACCCAAUGCCUUGCCUCAGCCUAAUACCGUAGGAGUCUCUCAACCCCUCCCGAUGCAACCACUUCACUUCUCCGUAAAGGAAUCGCCUCUAGAAGCGGAGGGAAGAGAAAAGCUUGAUUUCAUUGAAGAGAGAUUGAGAGCGGUUGAAGGGUUUGGUGACUACCCCUUUGUCAAUAUGACCGACUUAUGUUUGGUACUGGAUGUCGUCAUCCCACCCAAAUUCAAGGUACCGGAUUUUGACAGGUACAAGGGGACGACCUGUCCUAAAAAUCACUUAAAAAUGUACUACAAUAAGUUAGUAGGCUACAUGCCCUCUAGCUUUGCAGAUCUAGUAUUCGUGGGCGAAAGGAUAGAGGUAGGCCUAAAAAGGGGGAAGUUUGACUAUGUCUCCCCUGCCAACACAAACAACAGAAGAUAUGGGCCAACUGGGGCAAAAAGGAAAGAAAGAGAUGCUCAUGUUGUGACCUCGGCUCCUGCUUGGCCAAAAUUCUAG